Molecule: messenger RNA, 6579 nt
Organism: Parnassius apollo (apollo)
Lineage: Eukaryota; Metazoa; Arthropoda; Insecta; Lepidoptera; Papilionidae
Source: the annotation of a GenBank genome assembly
AUGUCGUGGAUGAAGAGGCCCCAGGGCGGUGCGCCAGCGCCCGCCACAGAGCAGCCUCUAUACGACGCACCCCAGCCUUAUGGGAAUCAACAGAAUAUGUAUUCAAAUUAUCAGAGUGCACAAGUGAGCACUCAACAACAACAAUAUUGGCAAAUGCAACAACAGCAGCCUCAGAAUCAAUACAACCAGCAAUAUGGGCAUCAGCAGCAGGGUUAUGGCAAUAAUGCUAACCAGUUUUACCAACAGCCUACACAGUACAAUCAAAACUUUCCCAAUCAAAGCUAUACUAACACUCAGCAGGGAUAUCCACAAAAUUAUUAUACAAACCAAGCAGUGUCCCAACAAAACUAUCCUCAGAAUAAAAUGAAUAAUGAUGGUUGGGAAGAUAAUUGGGACUGGGGAUGGGAAGACGCAUCUAAACAAAAGCCUACUUUAAAUCAGGCAGUUUCACAAGAGAGUUUUUCACAAUCACAAGUAUGUAACAAUGCAAAUGUUAUUGAAGAAAGCUUUGCACCUUCUAAUACUUGGAAUUGGGCAAUGGAGAAUAAGAAAGAACCUCAAGCCAAUUCUUCUACAACAAUUGUGGCACAGGAAAAUAAUGAAUCUUCAACACAACCAACAGUUAACACAACACCUGAUAUUAUACCCCAAACUGAAUCUAGUACUCAGAGCAAUGUGAGUAAUCCCCCAGGUCUAUUUUCAACUGACGAAAUAAAAACAUUAAAUGAUCGAGAAGAUGUUAAGGAACGGCUGCCUAAUUUAGCACUUGGAAAGCGUUUCCAUAUUGAAAAUUUAACACCUCAGUGGUCCAUAGAAUCACAAAUGUCUCAAGAGUCUAGUGAUGGACCACAAACACAUUCUGAAGGUACUUACAGAAGUGAAAACCAAUCCAGAAAUUCUAGUAAAAGUAGCCCCGGCAUAAAUACGGAUAAUUCUCAUUUUAAUUACUCUCAAUCUCGUUUGGAUGAGAUGUACCCUCAGACCAGUGAGUGGUCUAAGCAUUCUAAUGAAGACACAACUUUAAUUGAUAGUCACAAAAGUAGUAGCAGACGUGAAAGUCAUGAUGAUUUAUCAAGUUCUAUGCAGGACAUGAAUAUAUCUAAUACUGAAAGUGUUGUUCCACAAAUUACUAACACUAAUAAUGAAUUUGAACAAAACAUGAUGGAAAAUUUGCCACCACCUGUUCAACUACCAACAUCCAUUUCAUCUGCUGAAAGUGUUCAACAUCUAUCUUCAAAUAUAGCUCCUACAUCAAACUCUAUGCCACCACCUCCACCAGUUUCGACAGCAACCCAAGCACCUCCUACAGUUUCAUCAACUUCAAUGCCUCCUCCCACUAAUUUUCCUGCAUCUUUGUCUCAAAAUCCUUUCAAACAUGCAGGGCCAUUUUCCCACAAAAAUAUUUCAAAGACUAAUUCAAAUACAUCAUCUCAAAUUUUCCCACCACAGAUGCCAAACUCAAGUUUAACAUCACCAGCUGUUGUGAAUAAAAUCUCUCAACACAACAGAAUGCCUGCAGGUUUUGGAGCUAAUUUAGAAACAACUCCAGAUAACUCCGAAAGACCUGAUCAACCUCAAGCAUCUAACUUCAGGCAAAUCCCUGUAACUCAACAAAUUCCUGACAACCUGGAAGUUGCUCCACAAAAUGAUAGGAAUGAGUAUUUACAAACGGAACAUUUGUCUAGUGUUGAUUAUGGUGAGAACACAGACUUUAGCCAAAAUGCACCUCCUCCUGGUUUGAGAAGGAUGGUAGUAGGUCAACAAGAAACGGAAUACAGGCAAAACUUAAAUAUAUCUGGUGAUGAACCUCCUCCGGGUCUUGCUCGUAUGGUUCCAGGGCAACAAACUGAGUCAGAUAAUGGUUAUAAUCAACCAAUUGAAAAUUACAUAGAUCGUCAUGCAGAUGGCCAACUAACUGAAAGUACUAAUCGGCCUUUUAGGCAAGCUGAUGGCCAACAAACUCCAGACAAUUUUACUCAACCACCAACUAAUAGAGUCACUGAUAGAAGACCAAUAGGAUUGGAUAGAAUGGUUCCCGGUGAAUCAAGUAACAAUGAAUAUAGGCAGUAUCAAGGAAGCAAUUAUGGUGGUUCAACUGCACCAAGAGUUGUCACAGGAGUUGACCAUGAUUAUCCAUUGCAUACUGAUGUAGGCCCAACAGAUGUGAGGGAACAGAAUGUUGAUGGGUCUGAUUAUACUGAGACAACUACAAGAAAUACAACUCGAAAUAUAAUUGGGCUAAGGGAGCAAAGUAACAACACAUCAGUGGAUUUCAGUUCAGCACCUGAGGAGCAGCAACGAGAGGUUACAAUGGAGGGAGAAAAUUUGCAGGACUUGAGUAUCAUAUCUGGAGCAGAAAUGGGUUUCUCAAGGGAACAGAUGUUUGAUGUAGUCAGUGGUAAUGUCACUGAUUUGGGUACAGAUAGAGGUCACGAUGCUUCAGAUUCGGUUGAAUAUCCGGCAAAAAAUUCGAGGAGACAGUCUGUUAAUCGCAUUAAUACAUCAGGAGAUGAUUCUGAACGGGAUCGUACAUUUAAGUCAUCUCCAAUAAGAGAUAGAGAAAAACACAAAACUUCAAGAGAUCGCGAUAGGGAUAGGGAAAGGGACAAAGAGGGUAGAUAUUCUAGAGGUGAUAGAAAAUAUGACAGGGAUCCGGAUAGAAGAUUGGGAAGAGAUGGUCAAAGAUCUGAAAAAGAUAGGAGAGACAGAGACAAGGACCGUGAGAGACGUGAUAGAGACAUCAGUCCUGAUAUACGCAGACACAGACGUAGCACCAGGAGUCAUAGAUAUGAGACUGAAGACACUGACUAUUAUAGUGACAAAGAGAGAGACCGCAGACGCUAUAGAGAGGGUUCGUACAGUUCAAAGCCACCUCGACCCGACGACAAGGAACGACGACACGACGACCGCCGACGCCACAAUACAAAGGAGCGCGAGAGUCGCUACGAUGAAGAAAGCGGCGGCAGGAGACGUAGCGAUCGACACCGAGAUAGAUAUGAGAGACGAUACAGGGAUAUAGACCUCAAUAGGAAGUAUGGCAACUUGAGACGGGAGGAAGAAGAGAGAAGGAGAGGCGAGACGUACUCGUCUCCUUCACGCGCUGGGUCUCGCGAGGCGACGGCGACGGACGAGGACAUGCCGGAGCCGGAACGGCGACGACGCGACCGUGAUCGCGACCGCGACCGACGUUCCCGCGGCCCCAGGGACCCUCGGGAGAUCCGCGAUCCUCGGGACCCCCGGGAACCCGAUCCCUACUAUCUUGCGGGUUACGGCGGCGGUGCAUACGGCGAUCCGUUCGCGUUGCAGAGGCAGCAGUACUCGUACUACGAGCGGCUGCGGCGAACCGACCCGGCCGCGUACAUGCGCCUCUACAAGCAGCUAAUGGCAGGCCAGCUCCCAGCACACAACGUGUACGCAGAAGGCUACAGCUCGCUGGGCUACGACAUGCGCGCAGAGGAGCGCGGCAGCGUGCACUCGGGACGCUCCAGCACCAACGGCCUCAAAGGAAAUGACACGGACUUGAAUACGGAUGCGUCACUGAACCUUCACCUCGAGGAGUCCACCGUUCGAUCGGAGCGUAUGACACCGUUCAAAUUUUCCACGGCGCAUAUAAAGGGCAGCAUAUCUGCGCGACACGUGGUGGUGGUGCCGGCGGGCUGGCCGGCGGACGGACGGCCGGCCGCCGUGCGCCUGCUGCCGCUGCACGCUGCCACGCACCGCGACCCCGAGCUGCACCACCUGCUAGCGUACCCCGGCCCGCUCGCCAGAGGUGUGACUCACAAGAAGAGCGUGAUCGACUACUGCAUGACGCGCAUCAGCAACGCGGGCAAGCUGUGCGCGCGCGACCCGCUGGGCUACGUGCUGCUGUGGGAGCUGCUGGCGCUGCUGCUGCGACAGAACGGGGUGGUAGUGGGCUCGGACAUUGCGGAGCUGCUCAUGAAGAACACGCGCGAGUACGAGUAUAAGGGCUCGAACAAGAUCACUCCGCGGUCCGAGAGCCGUCGCGAGUCAUCAGUAUCGGCCGAAGGUCGUGAGGAAGAGCGUAUUUCUUCACCAGAACAACCGAGUGUGUCUGCAGACCUCACGCCUCUCGAAGAAGAGAGUUCAACACAGUCUCCUUCAAUAGACGAGAAAGCGGCGCUGGAUCGCUUACGCGAGUACCUCAUCUACGGCAACAGGCAGGAGGCUCUGGAGUGGGCGAUGACAAACAACUUGUGGGGUCACGCCCUGCAGCUGGCGGCGUACAGUGAGCGACGCGUGCGAGCCGGCGUCGCGUCGCGUUUCCUCGCCUCCGUGCCGCGUUCCGACCCGCUGCACACGCUGUACGCUACGCUGGCGCAGCGCCUGCCGCCCGCCGCCACCUGUGCGGCGGAGGAAAAGUGGGGCGACUGGCGGCCUCACGCUGCCAUCAUGUUGUCCAACAACUCCGCCAAGCCCGAACAGGAUCGUAGGGCACUCACGCAACUUGGCGACAGCUUGGCGUCGCGCGGGCUGGUGUACUGCGCGCAGUUCUGCUACGUGGCCGGCGGCGAGCCGUUCGCGCGGCACGCGCUGGCGCCCCUGGCCGCCGCGCCGUCCCACCCCGCGCCGCCGCGCCUCAGCCUGCUGCUGGCCGACCCGCCCGCUGCCACGCUCAACCAGCUGGCCACCAACGAAGCCAUCUUCGCCACCGAGAUCUACGAAUACGCCUUGUCCCUUAGCCACGAGAACUACGUUAUCGAUGAGCUACAGGUGUACAAGCUGGUGGCGGCGUGCCGGCUGCUAGACCUGGGGCAGGUGGAGCGCGCGUUGGGCUACGUGGAGCGAGCCGCGCGCGCCGUCACCCGCGCGCCCCGCGCACACCCCGCCGCGCUGGCCGCGCGCCUCGCGCUACUCGCCGACAGGUUAAAGUACUACGACCCAGCCCUUCACGAAGAUCCGCCACUAGUGGAUGAUGUGGCGGAAGGCGAUAGUGGGGAACCCUCGCCUCGGCAUCAUCAACAGUGGUUGGAAGAUGUCAAGAAUGUUGCCAAUAUGCUAGAGGCGGAAGCGCGGCAACAGACGCAGUACAGCAAUUGGCACGAGCAGACGACCCAGUACCAGCAACCAGUUCAGACCUAUCCCAAAACGGAGGAAACUCCCGACUACGCGGCUCAGUACUAUCACCACCAGGAACAGAGCCACUAUGCCCAACAAGAUGGCCAAUAUAGCCAAACGGAUGGCCAAUAUGUCCAACAAGAUCAAAACCAAGAGGCGCAGGAGCCUGGCGAGCAACACGCCGGUUUGAGAGAAGGGGAUGCGACGUACACGUAUGGGGAAGAGUGGCCUCAAAAUCAGGCGCAGAAUUACGCCGAUCCCUAUUGGCAGAAUGACUCUCAUUAUGGAUAUGGAGAGUCGCGGCGGGGCGCGGGGCUACGGCGCCGCGCCAACAAGCACCCCGCCCACGACCCCCACCGUGACGACCACGCCCACGGCCACCGUGACUACCAUAACCACCGUGACGACCAUCGUGACGACAACGCCCGCACUUUACUGGCGCCCACUCACAGAGCCAUCGCUUCGCUCGUCGCCCCGUCGACCAAACUAUCCGACUUAGACGUCCAAACGGCAAGUUCUAGAAUGUUCCGUUCUUCAACUCCGCUGCGUGCACCCCGACCGCAGUGCGGAUCUCUCAUCUCAGGGUCUGUGGACGCCUGGUCACGGAAGUCUAUGGACCGACCGUUCAAACCCCUCGUCUUCGGCGGCACGUACCCCAUAGACGAGCCGGCGAGUCCGCAGAAUGAACGGGGAGAGAUACGUAGAAGUGCGGGGCAGGAAGUAGACCUGGCGACGCGUUCCGCUACAAGUGCGAGGGAGGAAGUUCUGGUAGCGCGUCCAGGUACAGUACCCUGGAGCUCAGAGCAACGGCGUCAGGAACUACGCAGAACCGUACAACGCAGUCUGCAGCGUUUCGACGCAGCCCUAGCGCGUACUACCCGUAAGAAACAAACCUGCACCAUCUCCCGCACCUUCGACAUCGAUGAACCAGUGCAGCCCGACCACAUCCCGCCCGAAGCCCGCCUGACUGAUGACCACGCCGCCUACUACGUAUCUGGACCCAAGACCUUCGACAUCGACGAGCCGGCUGUGACCGGAUUAGUCGACAAUGAUGCCACGGAGUCGCGGCCCACAAUCACUAUGCCGGGGACUGCACCCUCCAAGCCGUCGCUCUACGCGGACUACGACGAUGACAGACCGGCCAGCGCUGAUGUCAAUCAAACAGAGCGCGAGACGGAUUCGCCGAGAGGUGGUAAACAGGAGAGUGAGGGGCAAGGUCAGGCUAAGAGCAAGGAGGAGCGUGGCAAGUCCGAGGGCAAAGGCAAGAGCGGGUGGCUGGGCGGCAUCCUCACCAAGCUGUCGCUACGCCCGCCCAACCAGAUGAUCCUGCCCGACGACAAGAACCCCACCAUCGUGUGGGACGCGGAGCACAAGCGCUGGCGCAACCUGGACGGCGACGACGAAACCGCGUCGCAGCCGCCGCCGCCGCCUGCCGUCCCGCUCGCACGCGCACCCGCGCCCCCACAGAACUCUACGCCCGGCGCGCCCCCCGCCCGUCUCUAA